This is a messenger RNA of Penicillium chermesinum, 480 nucleotides long. RefSeq lists its product as uncharacterized. The transcript is spliced from 3 exons. The record is from RefSeq and is a predicted model, not a curated record. Bases 1 to 480 code for a protein of 159 amino acids. NCBI's taxonomy places the organism in Eukaryota, Fungi, Ascomycota, Eurotiomycetes, Eurotiales, Aspergillaceae.
AUGGCGGCUUUCGUCUCGCAACAUAUCAUGGGCACAGCUUUCGAGAUCACCGAGAGAUACAGCAAUCUGAGAUUGGGCAACAUUGGAAAUUUUGGUGUAACUUGGUACUCAGCGUUCGACUCGAUCCUCAAUCAAACGGUAUCCAUCAAGAAAAUAACGGCUCCGUUCGAAUCCAGUACUCUUGCUAAAAGCGCGUAUCGCGAGGUUCAUCUGCUGAGCAAGCUACAACAUGAUAAUGUACAUUGUGACGGAUAUUCCAAUGACGCUUUUUCGCCCCUUGACACAGUUCCUUUCAAAGCCAUUAGAAGACCAAUAUGCCCAAUUCUUCAGUUAUCAGAUUAUGGUAUUAAUAUAAACCAAGGUCCAUUGUCCCUCCUAGUACUGAAAAUUGCUGAGUGGUUACUAGCGAGGGCUCAAAUAUAUCCACUCUGCCGGCGUUCUUCAUCGCGACCUCAAACCGAGCAAUAUUCUGAUCAAUGA